GGGAAAGCUACUUUUCAGGGGAGGGCUGGACUUGUGCCUCACCCUCCGCUUACGGUAAUCGGUAAUCAGAGCCAAGGUGAUCCUAUUUAUAACACCCUUCCUCCGCCCACCACACUCUCUCAGGGACAGCUGCUCACUUUGGACUCAAUUGAGAAGAAUAUUCUGCUGCAGUCUAACUUGCUAAAAAUGUCCAGCUCGGACUGUCUUCCCGACUACCCGCUCAACUCCGAUCUGGUGAAGAGAUUAAAGUCCUCCCUGGAAGCCAGGGAUGAGAAGGCAGUGCUGGAUUUGAUCUGCACUGAAGUGAAGCAUGUGAAUGCUGUCAUUGAACUAGCCAAUGAUGACUGGAUGAAAGAGCCCAAUGCGCCUCUGCACCCCUUGGUUCUAGUAGGUGACCUAGGCAGCCUCCAGCCGCUGAUGGCCCAACACUAUGGAGAUGCCAAUGUGGUCUUUGAGAUCAAUAAGAAUGAAAUGGAAUGGCAGGUGAAGUCUCUGGCCACUUUUGGACUAUCAGGUCUCUGGUCCCUGGAGUAUAAGAGAGAGCUCACCAACCCUCUCUGCAUCACCGCCAGUCACGGCCACACUGACUGCGUACGCCAUCUGCUACACUGGAAUGCUGAUGUUAAUGCAGCCCCAGGUGGGAAGAGUGCCCUACAUGAGGCCUGCCAAGGGGGUCAUACGGACUGUGCAGAAUUGCUCCUGGAACACCAGGCUGACCCCAACCUAAUGAGUGAGGAAGGCUUGGCUCCACUCCACCUGUGUACCUCCCCAAAUACUCUCCGAUGUGCCCAGAUGCUGGUGAAGCAUGGUGCCCAGGUAAACCAAGUGAGCAGCGAGGGCCAGGAAAGCCCCCUUCACAUUGCAGCGAAACACGGCCUUGUGGAUCAUACUCUCCUUUACUUACAACAUGGGGCCAGUGUGGACACUAGGAACAGACAUGAAGAGACACCCCUCAGCGUGGCUUGUGGCCAAGCCCAGGAGCCCCAUGGCCAGGAGCCCUACUUGGAGGUGUGCUGCCUGCUGCUGAGCCAUGGUGCAGAUGCCAACGCCACCGAUGAGGAAGAGAAGAGUCCCCUCCACAAGGCCUGCAAGAAUGCCAGCCACUCCCUGGUCCAGCUGCUGCUCCAGAACCGAGCCAAGGUGAACGUUUUUGACUACAAUGGCACCUCCCCCAUGGCCUGUGUUCUGCAGAGUGCCUCCUUCAAGAGGGAGUGCAGACCCCACCAGACCGUACAAAUGCUCCUCAAUCAUGGCUCCCAGAGGAUUUGGCCAGGGGCUUUUGAGAAGGUCCUGAAGUCUUGUGCAUCCACCCCAGAAAUCAUUGGGAUCCUUUUUAACUCCUACUCAAAGCUCCGGGUCUCUGAAAAAUGGAGAGAAGUAAUUCCUGAGGAAGUGUUUCAGAUGUAUCAGCCUUUUUACCAGUCUCUCUUCAUGCUAUCUCACACCCCGAGGUGUCUGCAACAUCUGUGCCGCUGUGUCAUCCGCAAGCGCCUUGGCAGCAGGUGCUGGUCCUGCAUUCCCCGGCUGCCUGUGCCAGACCCUCUGCAGCAUUACCUCCUGCUGGAGCCAGAGGGCUUGUUGCUGUGAACGGUCAGAGGGAUCGGGGCCGCUGAGGCUGAGGAGUCCACUGUUAAUCACCUUCAUUUCCAAGCUCUUGUUUUCCCAUGGUCAACAGCCCCUGAGGGGCACAGCCCAUCAGGCACCACAGCCCUGGAAUGGUCAGGAGCUUCAAGAUGGUCUGAUAGCCGAGAAUAAGUCAACCCCCCCCAAUUUAUUAAGACUGUCACUACCCAGAGCAUCCUAGCCUGGCUAGAGAUGGGCAUUUCCAUGAGGAAGACAAAAGCAAUCGAUCCAUCAACAACAAUCUGUUGUUGUUAUUGUCACUAUAUACUAGGCCCUGGGCUGAGCUCUUAGGAUGCAAAGAAAACAGUCCCUAGCCUCAAGGAGCUUAUAUUCUAAUAAGGGCCGACAAUGUGUAGUUACCUAGGUCUAUACAAGAUGGCUUCUACACAUACACUUGGGGCGGGGAAGGCUCCCAUUGAAAAAAAAGGGUGAGGGAGCUGAUAAUAAGGGACAAAGUUUGGCUUCCAGGGCUCAGACUUGAAAUUGUCGGGCUGCCUUCAUCAGACUCUGAAUCUACCUUUGAAGCUGAAAUGAUCCAUGAAAUCCUGGCCCUUCCCUAGAGUUCUGAACAAUAAUAAUCUCUGACAUUUACAUGGCCCUCUGAGGUUAAGAGAGUAUGGUAUGUACAUUAUUGCCUGUGAUUCUCACAGCCACCCUAUGAGGUCAAUGCUAUUUACUUUGGCCACUUUACAGAAGAGGAAACUGAGACCCACAGAUACACUAAUUCAGUGUUGGAGCCAGACCUCCUGCCUUCCAGUCCUACCCUUUCCUCCUCCAACCAGGCACCUGGAACUCUCCUUAGCCACAAUUUCAUCACUUUUGCCCUUUUUUCACAUCUUGAUGAGUCCCUCUGGUCUGUGCUUGUUUAUCUAAGAUACAGAUUAUAGAAAAAGGCUGAAAGGGGCCCCAGAUAAAGGAGGCCAAAUAGCCCAGCCGUCCCACUAACACUGGACUCUGGCCAAUGCUUAGCCAAAAAUGGAGGGAGAACCUGAAUCCACUUCAAUUCAACAAGCGUUUAAUAAAUACUUACUCCAUGAGGGUACCAAGAGGCCCUAAAACAAUUGAUUGUGUCUGGGGGUAUGUGCCUACUUGUAUUGGUAAAAGGAGGGAAUUCCCUGUGCCAAAGAAAUCCCAAGACCCAUACCUAUUACCUACUAUGUGAUAGGAUCAAAGUGUGGGAGCUGGAAGACACCUUAGUCCGACCCCCUUCUGAACAGGAAAGUGAGGUCCACUGAGGCAGAAUGAUCUGCCCGGUCAUAGAGGUAGUAGGGAAUUCAAGCACGGGUCCUCACUACUUCAAGCGUAGUGCUCAAUCCAUUCCAUUGAGGAGUCAGGCAAUCUGUUGGUUGUGGAGGAGGUGGGAAGAGAAUCCAACCCAAAGUUCUUGCUCAAGGAGCUUUCUGGAGUUGCUAGAGGGCAGAGCCUCAUGUUUUGUAUGCAUAACCCUAGAACCUUGACCAGUGCCUGACACAUAGGAGGUGCCUAAUAAAUGCCUAUGGAUGAAUUGAAGGAAGUUAGGUUUUUUGAGGAUUGGAGGGGGGAAGAGGAAGUGCAUUCUAGGCAUAGAGACAGUCUGUGCAAAGCCAUGGAGGCUAGAUGUCAAAUGCUGAGUUCAGGGAAGAACCACUGGCCAGUUCGGCAGGGAUGCAGUCACCCGGUCAAAGCAAAUUUGUUUUUCUUUUCAUUAAAUGUAAGCCAUAUUGCUGUG
This is a messenger RNA of Phascolarctos cinereus (koala), 3331 nucleotides long. RefSeq names its product ankyrin repeat and SOCS box containing 18 (gene ASB18). Gene Ontology annotation, biological process: intracellular signal transduction. The record is from RefSeq and is a predicted model, not a curated record. Gene Ontology annotation, molecular function: protein binding. NCBI's taxonomy places the organism in Eukaryota, Metazoa, Chordata, Mammalia, Diprotodontia, Phascolarctidae.